CUCAAUGCUAAACUAUCUGUGAAUGAGAAAGGUACCCGCAUAUGCUGGUAACUAUAAUAACAGUACUCAGUGACAUUUGAAACAUCCAUGAUUUAAUAAUGUGCCUCUACUAUGGAGUUCUCGCCACUGUACACACGAAGGCUGUCUGGCAGCUACAGCAGCCGCAACAGUUUUGUUGACGAUGCUCUGGAGCAGCUAGAGUUUAACAUCAAUGACAUCAGUAGAGCAUCAAGUCCUGCCAGUGUCAUCAGUGUCAGUGCUCGCUCUGAAGGUUUCAGAGAGCGCAGACACCGCAGUACAGGCCGAGCGGAUGAUGAGUACAGGAGAAAAUACUCGAGGAUAAAAAGCGAGCUCGAGCUAGAGAAGAAUAAGAUUCGUCACCUGCAGGAGGAGAGGGUGGAAGAGAUCAGAAAACUGAGGGAGGCUUUUGAGAAUGACAGGAAGCUGGAGAUGGUCUCGUUACAGAACCGAUGGGAGGAAGAUAGGAAAAAAGAGUUGGCCAGAUUUAAGGAAGAACUUAUCAAGCAGAAAGACUUUGAGCUACAGCAGGUUCUCAUGUACAAGGAAAGUGAGAAAAGGCAACAGGUCAAAGCAGAGGAGAAAAAGGAGAAAGGAAAACAGAAAGUAGAUGAGGAAAAACUGGAAGUAGAAGAUGAGGAUGAGUCCAUUGCCGGGAGGGAUGGGGAUAAUGAUGUGGCAACUGUGAGUGGAAAGGGACAGGGGAGAGAGGGAGGCAAAGAGGAGAGGAGGAGGCAGAGGAUGGAUAAAAAACAUGCAGAUGAUGAUCUUAAGCAUUUAGAUCUUGUGAGUAAAGAUGGAGGGUCUUCUCAAGAUCACAAAAGAUCAAGAUCGCACAGGACAGUGAGUGGAAGUGAGGGAGACAGAGACACUGUACAUAGAAGAAGGCAUAGAGCUCAUGAGAAAAGUGAAAAACACAUCAGUGAUACACCUGAGCCAGUUAUUCUUAAAAGUUCUGAACAUGAACAGGUCAGAAACAGGAAAAAUGACAAACACAUCAGUGAUGCACUUGAGCCAGUUAUUCUUGAAAGUUCUGAACAUGAACAGGUCAAAAACAGAAAAAAUGACAAACACAUCAGUGAUGCACUUGAGCCAGUUAUUCUUGAAAGUUCUGAACAUGAACAGGUCAAAAACAGAAAAAAUGACAAACACAUCAGUGAUGCACUUGAGCCAGUUAUUCUUGAAAGUUCUGAACAUGAACAGGUCAAAAACAGAAAAAAUGACAAACACAUCAGUGAUGCACUUGAGCCAGUUAUUCUUGAAAGUUCUGAACAUGAACAGGUCAAAAACAGAAAAAAUGACAAACACAUCAGUGAUGUCGUCGUGUCAGGUGUGCUAGAAAAUCCUGAAAGUGAACGUGUCAAAAACAAGACAGUGAAAGAUACAACCUCAACACAGGAUGCUGUCGCUAGUGCUUCUAAAUUAUUGUCUGAGAAAGUUAUUUCUAAAGUAAGUGUGGAUGUCCAGACUGACCUGUUAGGGACAGAUAUAGCAGGGAAUGAUGAAAGUAAAGUGGAUAAAGAAAAUGAAAAAACAUCCGAACUGGAGAAAAGGAUUAAAGAUUUGGAGGUUGAAAGAAUAUAA
This is a messenger RNA of Physella acuta, 1602 nucleotides long. Its product is annotated as RNA-binding protein 25-like. The record is from RefSeq and is a predicted model, not a curated record. Lineage: Eukaryota; Metazoa; Mollusca; Gastropoda; Physidae.